This is a messenger RNA of Periophthalmus magnuspinnatus, 1471 nucleotides long. Its product is annotated as carbonic anhydrase-related protein 10-like. Bases 81 to 1070 code for a protein of 329 amino acids. NCBI's taxonomy places the organism in Eukaryota, Metazoa, Chordata, Actinopteri, Gobiiformes, Gobiidae. The transcript is spliced from 9 exons. The record is from RefSeq and is a predicted model, not a curated record. Gene Ontology annotation, molecular function: zinc ion binding; carbonate dehydratase activity.
AACGCGAGCUGGGGAGGUUGGAGAAGAUGCUAAAACUUUGUCCGUGUGGUGGAGCGACAUGAGCCCGACCUGAUCGAAGGAUGCUCGGCGUUUGGGAUAUAACAGUCCUCCUUCUGCAAACGUAUCUCGUGUGCACGUCGUCAGGUCAGAAGAUCCAGUCCAAGCUUGAUGAAGGGUGGUGGGCCUACAAAGAUGUGGUCCAGGGUAGCUUCGUUCCAGUGCCGUCCUUCUGGGGUCUGGUCAACUCAGCAUGGAACCUGUGCGCCAUCGGAAAGAGGCAAUCCCCCAUCGACGUGGAGACCAGUCAUAUGAUCUUUGACCCUUACCUGACCCCUAUCAAGGUCAACACUGGGGGGCGGAAGAUGGGAGGCACCAUGUACAACACGGGGAAGCAUGUGUCCCUGCGCCCGGACAAGGCUCACCUGGUGAACAUCUCCGGAGGGCCCCUGGGGUACUCCUACAGGCUGGAGGAGCUGCGGGUACACUUCGGCAGUGAGGACGACAGCGGCUCUGAGCACACACUCAACGGACAGGGCUUCCCCGGAGAGGUGCAGCUGAUCCACUACAACCAGGACCUGUACGCCAACUACAGCGAGGCGGCCAAGAGUCCCCAUGGGAUUGCAGUGGUCUCCCUCUUUGUCAAGCUGUCGGAGAACUCCAACACGUUCUUGAAUCGCAUGCUCAACAGGGACACCAUCACCAGGAUCAACUACAAACACGAUGCAUUCUUAAUGAUGGGUCUUAACAUCGCGGAGCUGUACCCGGACACCACCCGCUACAUCACGUAUGAGGGUUCCAUUACCAUUCCCCCCUGCUACGAGACGGCCACCUGGAUCCUCAUCAACAAGCCCAUCUACGUCACACAGAUGCAGAUGCACUCUCUGCGUCUGCUGAGCCAGAACGAGCCCUACAAGAUCUUCUCCAGCAUGAGCGACAACACCCGGCCCACCCAGCCCCUGCUGCAGCGCUGCAUCCGAACCAACAUCAACUUCAGCAAGCAGGGAAGGGACUGCCCCAACAACCGAGCCCUGCGCCCCCAGUAUAGAGUGAACCAAUGGCUUCUCAAGUAAAGACUACAAACAGGACUACAAACAGAACUACAAACAGGUCUGCCUUGAGUGUCCUGCAGACUACAAACAUGUCCGCCACUGCACACAGAUCUGAACUCUGCCAAACUCAAGCGAUCUGGACUGAAAGUGCAGUGGCUUACGGCAAAAACUCGUUACAGACUACAAAAAACGACCUCGACCAAAGUUCAGAGGUCACACAGGGGUCAUGCAGAGGCCCCAAGGAGGUCACAGACUGGUUUCUUUACAGAUCUUUGAGGACCUUUUUGUGUACAUUGGCCGAGGUUUGCUGAUUGCUUUUGGAGUGGAAUUUGGUCUUGAUUUUGAACAUGGAACUACGAAAGACCAAUUCACAAGACUAAUAGCUGAAUUUAUUUAAAUGUGAAUGGAUUUAUUUGUUAUGG